UGUGCUCUGUAACUACAUUUUUUGAGGCGAAGAGAAGGUGAGCAAUUUGGAAAUUCUCCGGGAAACGGAGCAACGAUCUCCGAUCCAUUGAUCCUCGUCGCUGACAAAAUUGAAUUACGCCAUCUCUGUGUCAACACCAAGUAGCAGCAACAGGGAAAGGUUUCAGUAACAUGGACGUGGCCGAAUUAUCCACGGAACAGGUUCUGAGGAGGGACAUACCAUGGGAGACCUACAUGUCCACUAAGCUCAUCUCUGGCACAAGCCUUCAGCUCUUAAGGCGUUACGAUCACCGAUCAGAAAGCCAGAAAGCACAGUUGCUGGAUGAUGAUGGUCCGGCUUAUGUGGGUGUGUUUGUUCGUGUUUUGCGUGAUAUUUUCAAAGAGGAGACGGUAGAAUAUGUUUUAGCAUUGAUAGACGAGUUGCUCGCUGCAAAUCCGAAAAGAGCUAGGCUGUUUCAUGAUACGACCCUUGCAGAUGAAGACACUUAUGAACCUUUCUUAAGAUUGCUUCAGAAAGGAAAUUGGUUCAUACAGGAGAAAAGUUGUAAGAUCCUUGGCUUAAUAGCUAGUGCCAGGCCAAAAAAUCAGAAUGGCAUUAUUGCAAACGGAGAAGCAUCAAAGUCAAAGAAAACCACUAUCGAUGAUGUUUUGAUAGGAUUGGUAAAAUGGCUUUGUGAACAGCUGAAGAAACCUUCUCAUCCUACUCGGGGUGUCCCUACUGCUAUCAACUGCCUAGCAACUCUACUUAAGGAACCUGUGGUUAGGUCUACCUUUGUUCAGCUGGAUGGGAUCAAGUUGCUUGUACCUUUGAUUUCUCCUGCAUCCACCCAACAGUCUAUUCAGCUUCUUUAUGAAACAUGUCUCUGCAUAUGGCUCUUAUCCUAUUAUGAGCCAGCGAUUGAAUACCUGGCUACUACAAGAACCCUUCCGCGACUUAUUGAUGUUGUUAAGAGCUCUACAAAAGAGAAGGUUGUUAGAGUUGUUGUCUCAACCCUCAAGAACUUGCUCCCAAAAGGGACCUUUGGUGCUCAGAUGGUUGAACUUCAGCUGCCACAAGUUGUUCAAAGCUUGAAAGCACAAGCAUGGAGUGAUGAGGACUUGUUGGAGGCAUUGAAUUACCUGGAAGAUGGGCUUAAGGAUAACAUUAAGAAACUAAGUUCCUAUGAUAAGUAUAAGCAAGGAGUUCUGCUUGGCCAUCUCGAUUGGUCUCCUAUGCACAAAGAUUCGAUAUUUUGGCGAGAAAAUAUCACUAACUUUGAAGAGAAUGACUUCCAGAUUUUAAGGGUCCUAAUAACAAUUUUGGACACUUCCAGUGAUCCAAGGACUCUGGCUGUUGCUUGCUUUGAUCUUUCUCAGUUCGUCCAGCACCAUCCUGCUGGGCGUUUCAUUGUGACUGACCUUAAAGCCAAGGAACGGGUAAUGAAAUUAAUGAAUCAUGAGAAUGCUGAAGUAACUAAAAAUGCGCUUCUCUGCAUCCAACGGCUUUUCUUAGGUUCAAAGUAUGCCAGCUUCCUACAGGCCUAGAUCUAUUUCAGCCAAGGAGUAAUCAUACUUCUGUUGAUGGACUCUUUUGUGCAAGGUUUUUCUUGCGUGUUCAAGUAAUUUAUUGUCUAUAUCAGUCAAGAUUUCAGUUCAAGAGCAGUUGAAGAUAUUUGGCAUGAGAACUAAAUAUUCUUGAUAUUCUGAGCUAUUGAAUAAAUAAAGUUUUGUAACUUAAUAAUGGAAGUUGUGAAUGCAGGUAAUGUUGAAUUUUUUAGAACGUAAUGUUUCAUUAAUGUAAGCUAUAGUUAAAUUAA
Lotus japonicus is the source of this 1795-nucleotide messenger RNA. RefSeq names its product V-type proton ATPase subunit H-like. The transcript is spliced from 12 exons. Gene Ontology annotation, cellular component: vacuolar proton-transporting V-type ATPase, V1 domain. Gene Ontology annotation, molecular function: protein binding; proton-transporting ATPase activity, rotational mechanism. Lineage: Eukaryota; Viridiplantae; Streptophyta; Magnoliopsida; Fabales; Fabaceae. The record is from RefSeq and is a predicted model, not a curated record. Gene Ontology annotation, biological process: proton transmembrane transport. Bases 171 to 1523 code for a protein of 450 amino acids.